Westerdykella ornata is the source of this 757-nucleotide messenger RNA. RefSeq lists its product as uncharacterized. The transcript has a single exon. The record is from RefSeq and is a predicted model, not a curated record. Lineage: Eukaryota; Fungi; Ascomycota; Dothideomycetes; Pleosporales; Sporormiaceae. The coding region runs from base 210 to 542 and encodes 110 amino acids. Gene Ontology annotation, molecular function: protein binding.
GUUCUGUUCGCCGCUUGCCCUACACCUACAGUGGCAGACCCCAUUGUAAUAGAUUCUGUUCCCCCCAAUGGCAAUUCUGAUUAUACUGUUGGAUGGUCAGGAUGCUCGGGAGAGGCCACAUUGUGUGGCUUCAAGACCAUGAUGUUGCAAUCGCUAUGGGAAUAUGGACUUCCCAAUCUGUACGCAUGUCAAAUGUAUGAGAAUCGACGAUGAUACCAGUGAAAUGGAUCCAUAGACCAUCCAAACCUCAAGCUCGCUAUCCUACUAAUCAGUCUUCUACUCCUUUACAGCCAUCACCCCUUCCAUCCAGUCGGCUGUUGCUCGAUGAAGGUGCGGACCUCAACGAAUGGUUCGAGAGGGGAGAGGUAGUGGGUGGUCCCGGAACAGCGUUGCAUGUGGCAACGGAGAAAGGUAGAUUGGGGACCGUGAAGUGGUUGCUGAGGCAUGGCGCAGAUAAGGGUUUGAGGACUAUCGAGGGGAAAACGGCGAGGGAUGUCUGUCCCAGAGAUGGGUACGGGCAGUUGAAGGAGCUGCUCGCCUGAGCGGGAUGUUGAAGUUUGGUGAGUGAAUUGGGGGGCGAGUGCCCGGUGAUCCAGUGAUGUAGGACUCUUUACUGAAGAUGAACGAAAAGAGAUAUAAACAUAGAAUGGAUGUGGCAAGAAAUGACCUUAGGAGACUUGUGAGGGAAUAAUAAAGAAUGCAGAGAAGAAGUGCUAACAGAUCUCGGCAAAAUCGCCAGUGAUUACGUGAAUCCCAC